GGAGACGCAGGGCAGUCAGGGAGGGGACGACGAAAGCAAGCAGAAAGGUUUCGUUUGCGAAGUGUACACCGUCAGCUGUUUGACUUCUCCAUUAUCGGGUUACGCGGAGUUGUUUUAGCUUCAUGUGAAGUUAUUUUUUUUUAGUUCCUGGUUUUAUUUAUAUUGGAGCUGUUGAACUGAUUUUCUUUGUGGGGGGGAACCUUUUCGUGGCUAAUUUCCACACGGAACACUGUCCUACCGGGACCGUAAAUACACUGUCGUAGCAGUUUCUCCGCGCUGAGAGAAGAGGGAGAAAAUGACGAUGAUGAUUCAGUAGGUGAUAUCACAUGUUCAAUGACACGAAGCGGCACUUUCACUCGACGUGGACUCGGGGGGCUUUAAGUUUGCUGGUUCCGGCGUCGAAGCGUGAAUACAUCGGGAAAUGGAGUCGUGUCGGCGGACGGGACUCAGCGGGGUCUUGUGCUCCCUGUCACUGCUGUGUGUCAUCCUGGACAUCCAGCUGGACGGUGUCUUAGGGGCUACCCAUGUGGAGAUCGAGCACCACUUGGAGAUGGGCCGCAAGCUCCUGGCGGCCGGUCAGCUGGCUGAAGCCUUGUCCCACUACCACUCUGCUGUGGAGGGAGACUCUAAGAAUUAUCUGACCUACUACAAGAGAGCUGCAGUGUUCCUGGCCAUGGGGAAAUCCAAAUCUGCUCUUCCAGAUCUGACCAGGGCCAUCCAGCUAAAGCCCGACUUCCUGGCUGCCCGGUUACAGAGAGGGAACAUCCUGUUGAAGCAGGGAAACACGCAAGAGGCGAAAGACGACUUUGAAGCGGUGCUGCAGCGCUCUCCAGACCACGAAGAAGCUCACGACCAGCUGAUGAAGGCGAACGAGCUGGAGGAGCUGCAGGAGGACGCCCACGCUGCCUACCACCAAGGAGACUACAGCACCACCAUCAACGUGUUGGAGAGAGUCAUAGAGAUCUCUCCCUGGGACCCUGAGUCACGGGAGCUCCGCGCAGAAUGCUACAUCCGGAUGGGGGACCCGCAGAAAGCCAUCCAGGACCUCACGCCGACGACGAGGCUACGCAACGACAACCGCGCCGCCUUCCUGAAGCUCAGCAUGCUGCACUACAGCCUCGGGGAGCACCACGAGUCCCUCAAUCACAUCAGGGAGUGUCUGAAGCUCGACCAGGACGACAAAGAGUGUUUCACCCACUACAAGCAGGUGAAGAAGCUCAGCAAACAGCUCGACUCCGCAGAAGAGCUAAUUCAGGAGGAGAGGUAUCAGGAAGCCAUUGAAAAGUAUGAGUCGGCGAUGAAGACGGAGCCUAAUGUCCCGUUCUACACCAACCUGGCCAAAGAGAGGAUCUGCUUCUGUCUUGUCAAGAACAAGUUGGCCACCGAGGCGAUAGACGUGUGUUCAGAGGCCCACCAGAGAGACCCCCGCAACACCAACAUCCUCCGAGACCGAGCAGAAGCCCACAUCCUCAACCAGGACUACGAGAAAGCGGUGGAGGACUACCAGGAGGCCAGGGAGUUUGACGGCGACAGCAACGAAAUCAGAGAAGGGCUGGAACGUGCACAGAAGCUGCUCAAAAUCUCCCGUAAGAGGGACUACUACAAGAUCCUCGGUGUCAACAGGAGUGCCAACAAGCAGGAGAUCAUCAAGGCCUACAGAAAGCUGGCUCAGCAGUGGCACCCCGACAACUUCCAGUCCGAGGCCGAGAAGAAGGAAGCUGAAAAGAAGUUUAUCGACAUCGCGUCAGCUAAAGAAGUCCUCACCGACCCAGAAAUGAGACAGAAGUUUGACGCCGGCGACGAUCCCCUGGACCCCGAAAACCAGCAGGGCGGCGGCGGCGGAGGAGGACAGCAGGGCUGGCCGUUCCACUUCAACCCCUUCGAGUCCGGCGGCAGCUUCCACUUCAAGUUCCAGUACAACUAGACCGCCGGCCCUCACGGACACACGGGGGCGGGGGCACUUUCACACGGGUGGGCC
Messenger RNA from Mugil cephalus (flathead mullet), 1978 nucleotides. RefSeq names its product DnaJ (Hsp40) homolog, subfamily C, member 3b (gene dnajc3b). Gene Ontology annotation, molecular function: misfolded protein binding; protein-folding chaperone binding. Bases 422 to 1924 code for a protein of 500 amino acids. Gene Ontology annotation, biological process: protein folding in endoplasmic reticulum. Lineage: Eukaryota; Metazoa; Chordata; Actinopteri; Mugiliformes; Mugilidae. The record is from RefSeq and is a predicted model, not a curated record. The transcript has 12 exons. Gene Ontology annotation, cellular component: endoplasmic reticulum.